AACGGAUUAUGGAAGAUGGCCAAAAGUGAAAAUGUAAUAUGGUAUUAUAGAAAAAAGACGCAAAAUAUAUGAGAAGACAUACAUGUCGGGAAUGAAUAUGAAAUGGAAAUGAAGUGAAGAAUUGGCUAAUUUUCUUGUUUUCCAUACAUCCACUGAGAAUUCUGAAGAUUUCCUUUCCAUACGUACUUAUGUAUAAACGAGUUAAUAACUACGUGCAAAAUUCUAGUUGCUUUGCGUCUCCGCAGUUUAGAAUGUUGCACACAGUUUUACGACUCCAUGAUGUAACUUGUUACAUCCAUUGUGUCUCAUAAAAAAAAUGUAAAUAUUUCUUUUGCGAACAGUUAGAGCUUGUGGUCCUAAAACUCUACAUUCGUUUCUGAUUGUCCCAAAGUGCUGUGAUUUCUUGUGAUUAACAGUUUAUCAAGUUAUCUAUCGUCACAUCAAUUCUUAUUCUCGGAUGUUACAAAUUAAUGAUUUUUUUUAUUUCGAGAAUUAUGCUCGGUGAAAUAUUGCGUCUGAUGAAGUAAUAGGCGUGGCCAGGAGUAUUUUAUGUGGUAAAAGUUUGGCAGAUGUCGUAUAAUAGUGACAAAUAGUUGGACGAUUGCCAUUUAUCAAAGGUUUUGGACGUUUCUACUAUUCACAAUAAAAUGAAUGAUUUUUAAAUACAUAAUACAAUGAGUUUUUCAAUCUGUACAUAUGUAGAUAUGUGAAUUUUUGCAUGGAUUUCCGAACUGUAUAGUUCUCCCCUUACAGUUUUACAGACACGACUGUAAAUAUGUAUUGUAUUUGUAUGUACAUAAUAAAAUAUUUUGUAUGGCCUCUCAGUGGUAGAUAUGUGAAUGCAUGCCGUUGAAAUAUUUUGUAGCGCUAUUUUAAUUUCAUAAAUUUAUGAAAUUAAAAUAGCGCCACAAAAUAUUUAUAUGUACAUAUUUAUAUUCGUACAUGUCAAUUCGUCUGUUUGCGAUUUGUCUAAUUGCGAUACAUGCUUAUUAUAUUAUUCUGGACAAGGGUUAACCUAUUUCUGAUAUUAAGUGUCCCACUAUUUAUUUAAUUUAUAUUUAGGGAUUUGGCUUGCAAUUAUACUCGGGAAAUCAUUAAAUUCUCUGAAUAAAAUAACAGUUACAUACACAUAUUAAUUUCGACAAUUGACAUAAAUACCUAAUGUGCAUAUGUAUAUGAGGUUGAAAACAUAAUACACCAGUAUUUGCACUAAAUAUUGACUGUAACCACUCUUUGUUUCAUAAAAUAUUACUUCAAAUUUGCUUAUCACUAACCAAUUAACGUAGCGAUAAGUAAUUAAACUACUUGGUCAUCUGAUACGUCAUCUGACCCCUCUUCAAUCCCGUCUGAUAUAAAUAUUAAGAGUUCACUCACAAUUUUAGGCAGUUCUCGUUGUCAUUGUAAAACUACACCUUUGUCAGAAAUAUUGUUCUGCAAUUUCACAAUCCUUAUUUUUAAAAUGCCACUGGUCACCACUACUACACCAUUCGGAAUUUACACCACCCCGGCCAACCCCACGGUUCCCAUUCCGGUCACCAAAUACACGCUUACCAACACAAUAAAUUCAUUCUCCAUUUCCAUUAUCGAUUAUGGCGCAGCCCUCACAAACCUCAUAGUUCCCGACGCCCUUGGCCAGUUGACAGACGUCGUUUUGGGGUUCGACACCUUGGAAGAUUAUCUUGGAAUUACAUCGUUCGAAAACCCCUACUUUGGGGCAAGCAUUGGCAGGACAUCGAAUCGUGUCCGCGCCGGAAGAUUUAUUAUGGACGGCCAACAGGUCCAGUUGAGUUUAAACGACGGUCAGAAUCAUCUUCACGGAGGAUUUGCUGGAUUUGACAAGAGACAAUUUAAAGCCAGUAUCAUUUCCGGUGGAAAAGUUGCCUUCAGCUAUAUUUCUACAGGCGGAGAAGAAGGGUAUCCAAAUUCGGUCAUGGCCACGAUCACCUACUCCAUCAACGAGGAGAAUGAGAUAAUCCUCGAAUAUCUCGCAAUGUGCGAUGGCCCGACUCCCAUUUCCUUGACCAACCACACUUACUUCAAUUUGACGGGACAUAAAACCACGGCAUCCAAACUCGAGUCACAUAUGAUCACUCUGUAUGCAAAUGAGUAUACGCCAGUAGAUGAAAAUCUGAUCAUCACUGGAGAUGUGACCCCUGUACAAGGGACCAAGUUCGAUCUACGAACUCCAAAAGAUAUCAAUGAGUUGAUAACUAACGACCCGAGUGGUUAUGACCACAACUUUUGUCUGAAUCGGGAAGGAGUUCCAGAUGGAGAAUUGGUCUUAGCUGCCAGGGUUUCUGUUCCCAAUCUUAGUCUAGAGAUACGAACUGAUCAACCAGGCUUGCAAUUUUACACGGGGAAUUUUCUCCCAGAAACAGCUUUACUUCGGGGGAAGGAAAGUACAUACUACUACAAGAACGGUGCCUUUUGUGCAGAAACCCAAGCGUGGCCGGAUGCUGUGAAUCAUAACCACUUUCCAAACGUUUUGCGCUCUCCAGGAACUGUGUAUAAGACUAUAUCUGUAUAUUCCUUUAUCUACUAAGGAUAUAUUGUCAAGUCAAAAUUGUUGACAUUUCAGGAACCGUGUUAAAAUAAUAUUGUUGGAGUAAACAGCAAAGUAUUAAAACGGUUUGUAUUUAUGAAUUAAUUAGUCACAGUCAUUGGUGUAGUCAUUACAUAAUAAUUAAUUAAGUCUAUAACACAGACUCGCAUAUCACAUUUUUAAAGAUAGA
This is a messenger RNA of Folsomia candida, 2732 nucleotides long. Its product is annotated as galactose mutarotase. Gene Ontology annotation, biological process: glucose metabolic process; beta-D-galactose catabolic process via UDP-galactose, Leloir pathway. The record is from RefSeq and is a predicted model, not a curated record. The transcript has 3 exons. NCBI's taxonomy places the organism in Eukaryota, Metazoa, Arthropoda, Collembola, Entomobryomorpha, Isotomidae. The coding region runs from base 1460 to 2542 and encodes 360 amino acids. Gene Ontology annotation, molecular function: aldose 1-epimerase activity; carbohydrate binding.